Drosophila virilis is the source of this 846-nucleotide messenger RNA. It is a transcript of the gene ImpE1, whose product is annotated as Ecdysone-inducible gene E1. The record is from RefSeq and is a predicted model, not a curated record. Gene Ontology annotation, molecular function: protein binding. Lineage: Eukaryota; Metazoa; Arthropoda; Insecta; Diptera; Drosophilidae.
AUACAGCAAAACGAGACAGCGUGUUUCAGUGUGUGCAGUUGUUGCUUUCGGCUACAACAAACACCAAAAAUAAUAUACAAAUUUAACAUUUAAUGUUCAAAGGUUGUGCCUGCAGCAGACAUACACACGCAACUAAAUAAACAAACAAACAAAAAAGACAACAACAACAACAGCAACAACAGCUAGCUGCAUUUGACAACAAACACAUAGCUGGAAAAUUCUUCUUGGAAGCGAGCGCUCUGUGAGAGCAACAACAACAGCAACAACAGCAGCAGCAGCAGCAACAACAACAAUGACAGCGACGCCGACGUCGACGUCGGCUGCGUCGAGAAAGCAACCUGCAAAUAACGCGUUGCUCAGCGAAGCUUUUACGGUUAAGCGGCUUUUAGCGAUUCUUGUUUUAUUCACACUGCUGCACAGAGCUCAGGCCUUGGAGCUGGGCGACAAGUGCCAGCAUGACAUGGACUGCACAGAUUUCAUCAAGGGCAGCAGCUGCUCGGCGCUGGGCUACUGCGAGUGUGCGCCCUACUUUGUCCAAUUGGACACCAAGCGCUGUUUGUCAUCUCAACUAUUGGGCGGCGAUUGCCAGCUGAGCGAGCAGUGCUCCAUGAAAGUGGCUAACAGCAGCUGCCUGGACGGUGCCUGCCGCUGCGUCGAGGGAUUCUUGCAAUUCCGCAAGCACACAUGUCUGGGACGUAAGUAUCAGACAACUGUUGACCAAUUGUGGCCCUAAUUGCAUGGAAUUUUUCAUAAUUACAAUUACAUUAAUAAUAUCAUUCAACUCUUUGGUGUUUGGCAGAAUUGCAAUAAAUGCUCAAAAAAAAAAUAAUAAUAAUAAUAAUAAGA